AUGGAGAAGAUUUUGGCUCCACCAUUUUGCAGGGGGGAAGCAGCGGCGCGGCCCGCGCUGGGGGCUGCCGGGGCGGAGGAGGGGGGCGGCGGCGGCGGGGCCGGGCGCUCCCCGCCCGAGGGGCCGGGCGGCGGCCCCCCCCGUGGCCCGAGCCCCCGCCGCGCCGGGCCCGUCUAUACCGUCAACCUGCGGGUGCUCUGGCCGCUGGCGACCGCUCUCUGCACCGCGCUGCUCUGCCUCUACCAGGCCCUGCGGGGCGGCGCGGCCGGGGAGGGCGCGGCGGAGGCGGGCUCCGUCCCGCUGCUCAAGGGCUCGGCGCUGCUGCUGCUGGGCUGCCUGCUGGCUCGCUGCUGCGGCGGGGCGGGUGGCGGCCCGAGGCCCGGCGGGUUCCGCUUGGCAGUGUCGACGGGGGCGCAGCGCGACGUCCUAGAGCGGUUCUACGUGCGGCAGCUGCGGGUGUCCCCCCACGUGCUGGGGCACAGCAAGGCGCACGUCGGGCGCGUCGUGGCCGAGCUGGUGCGAGCCGCCAAGGCGCAGGGGCUGCAGCCCGGCCCGCUCGCCCUCAGCCUGCGCGGGGACUUCGUGCGCAUCGGCAGCGCCUACGAGCAGCACAAGGUGCGCAGCCCCGACUGCUUCGACAUCCUCGUGCCCCUGCGGCUGCCGCCGCACCUGGAGCCGCAGCCGCGCUGUGCUGAGGGGCUGGGGCCGCACGGCGCCUUCGUCUGCGGCUUGCGGGCGAGGGGCGGCUGGCCGCGCCGCUACCGGCCCUUCGCCGAGGGCUUCUGCGUGGAGCUGCAGGGCCGCUGCCACCUCUCCUCGGCGCUGGUGCUGCGCUGGUUCCAGGGCCACCUACAGCGUUGUCUGGGAGCCGUCCGGUACCGGCUGCAGGAGCGCUGCCGCAUCAGCCUCUCGGCCUGCCAAGGCCGCCCGCCCGUGCUGCACAUCGUGCCCUGCUCCGACUAUGUCUGCUGCCACAUCUCCAUGGCCGUGCGCCUUAUCCCCGCCAUCCCCAUCGGCGAUGCGCUCUACCUCACGGCCCUGCCGCCCGAGGGCCCGCUGCCCACCCCGGCCCCCGAGGCCCUGUGGGGCCUCAACGCCUCGCGGCAGGAGCAGCGGCUGCUGAGCUGGCUGAAGGAGCAAGCCCCGGCCUCCUCCUGCCACCUCAAGUGCCUGCAGAUCCUCAAGGGCCUGCGGGACCUCCGCGGGCAGGGCCUGGAGGAGCCCUUCAGCUCUCAGUGGAGCCGGGUGCUCUCCUCCUAUGUGCUGAAGACGGCUCUGUUCUCCCUGCUCAUGCAGGGGCCCCUGGAGGCCUGGGAUGAGCGGUUCCUGGUGGAGCGGCUGGAGGACCUGGUGCUGUACCUCAGGGACUGCCUGCGCAAGCAGGUGCUGAUGCAUUUCUUCCUGGGCAACACCAGCCUCCCCGAGGCCAUGGCAUUGCCCCGGUUCCUCAAGGAAGCCGCCCCUGUGAACUUGCUGGCUGCCUUCGAUGGGCUCAUGCUGGACCUGACAGCUUUCCAGCUGAUCAACACCUGGAUCCAGGCCCCGCACAUCAUCAGGAUGUACAGCAGCCCCCGGUACUUGCGACCAAUGCCCACCCCGUGCCGGCAUGUCACCGAGGCCAAGCAUGAGCCACCAUCGGAGUGAGCUGGUGUUGUCCAUGGACCCUGCCAGGCAGCGCAUGCUCGCAGCCCGCUGGUCCAUUGAGAGCCCAUGUCUGCCUGAGGAAGGUGGGACCCGUUUCAAUGUGGUUCUGUGGUUUUGUCCCUGCCCUGAGAAGACUGGGAAACCAGAGGCCAAGACUUACGGAAUUUGUGAUUCUUGUUUCUUAAUCUCAUUGCUUGUUCAUGGGGAAAUUGUGAAGUUUCUGGGGAAAUGCGUUAGUAGAGAAGCGUUAUGUUCAGUCAGCCUUUUGCGAACCUGACUAUAACAGGCUCAAACUGACAUUUCUGGAAAUCCAUUUUCACUUGUUGUCUUAGUGGCAUAUUUGACCUUUUUAUGAUAUUUGCUUUUUAUGAUACAAAAUCCAUUUGGGAUUUAAAACUUGUAAGUGCAAACAGCCCCCCUAAUGUACCAAGAUGCUCUUAAAAUGCGAUGAGCAAUGGAGCAUGGUUGUGGAUCGCAGUUUGAAAUGCUCAAUGACAUGCUUUAAAUUUCCUGUGUAAUUGAGUACAUUGUGCUGAAGAGAAAUACAGUGCAUGUGUUAAUGUAAAAUUGGGGGUUUUUCCUCCAGACUGUCUCUGAUAACAGUAUGAAGAAUCUAGUUGCACAUUUCUGUGUGAAGGUUAUACUGAAGGAUUGAAAUAUAGAUAAAAGGAAACAAAUAGCACUUUAUUUUCACAAAGGCCUUCUCUUUAGGAUAAUUGGCUGCACUUAAUAUUGCAUUAGGAGGCAUUAGUAUUUUGUUAAGGGAAUGAUGUUUGACAUCCCCAGGAAAACCUUCUUUUGAGGGAAUGCCAAAGAGGUUGGUUUGUUUGUGGGUUCUUAUUGAGUUGUAUUAUUUUUUCUGUCUUCAAGUAUUAUAUUCUUAGUAUUUGCUUUACCUCAAGGACCAAAAACAAAACUAAGAAAUUGCGUAUUAUGUUUUGAAACAAAUCUUAAACGAGCCCAAAUCUCAUGCUGUAAGCUGACUGCUGCACCUUCCUGCUCUCUGACAGGAGUUCGGUGGGAUUUUUGGAUGACUGCCUAGGCAGUUGUCUGAUCGUGGCAGUGUUUUGACCAAACAACCCAAUGGGAAUUUCUAGUGCUGUGCUAUAGCAAAUCAUUACUUUGUUGUGGGGAGGAGAAAGUGAAGCAUUUCAGGGUACUUCAAAUUAUUUAGCACUGAUUCAUGGUACAGUGGCAGUUUUAGGCUAUGGAUUCCAGUGUUCCCUAAAUAUAGACAUCAGCCAUGUAAUUUCCACUUCUUGCCCAAUUAUGUCCCAGUCUCUGGAAUAACCUGCCGAGUUGUAACACAGCCAGUUCUGCAAGUGUCCUUAACUCCUGGUGUAGGUACCUGGUGCAUGGGAACCUGAUGUGUCUCAUUGUGUCAGCAAAUUCAGCAUUUCAAUCCUCGCAUUACUGGGCUGCCUGCUCAAGUAUUUGAUGUAUUAAGACUCAAAAUGUAUUGCUGAAUUGCUGGCGCUCAGGAGGCUGAGGCCUCAUUACCCACUGUACUGUAUCCUAGGGGAGUAGUUGGAAACAAGUUAUAAAUGACCAAGUGUGCCUUCUGGUUAAGCUUUAGGGUAACUUGAAGUUACUAAUACACUCCUCUCCCUGCUGUACAUAACGAUACCAAUGUGCUUUAUCCAGAGUUCUGUGCAUCAGAGCACAAAGCAAACAUUUUCAAAAUCCAAGAAGCUUUAUAAAAAUCUAUUUUUCUAAAUGGAAACACUCCCUAGGCAGAUGUUUACCUACUUCUCUCUGUUUUUUUUAACUGCUCUUGCAGUCUUAUUUUCAGGUAAUUAUAGCCUAGGUCACACCCAUAAACUGGGUUAUUUUUAUAUAGGAAGCACUGUGCUUCUUUCUACAGAUAGUGUAUUUAUAGGUAGUAUUGAUCAAAUGUUCUUUGCACAUGGUAUUUAAGUUAGCUACCUUGGUGUUUUGGGGUUGGGUUUUUUUGGUAGUAGACCAUGAUACAUACUAUUUUUGCAGAAAUGUGUUACUUGGUGUUUGAAAUAAGAUGCAAUUCUGUGAUCAGUGCCAUUGAAACUCUUGCCCAAAGAAGAACUAGCCAGGUUAUAGUGGCUGCCUGAACUCAUGACAUAAAACCCCUUUAACUAUUAAUUUUGGCAUCUCAACCACUUUAGUUAGCUGUCUGUUUACGUCACUGCAUCCCUGUCUCUGAAAAGUGAUCUUUGCUCUGCAAAGGGAUGCACGUUUGGUGUGUAUUUAGUAUUGCUGCAGUACACAGAAAUCUGUAAUAGACUUGGUAAAAUGUAAUGCCAGGAAGACACAGUCACAUCAGGAAAUGCAUGACGAGGAGAGAUGAUGGAGGAUAUAAAUAGUUCAGAAAAUGAAAGUUGGGCUGCGGGGCAAGUGAGAGUGAUGGUAAACUCUCAGUGAAGACAUACGGCAAAGAAGCCAAAGGACAUGGGAAUAAAAUUGGAGGAGAGGUAUUGAAAGCAAGGUGUACUUGGAGCGUAGGGAAAGGAGGGUUAAGUGGGUUUUGCUUUGACAGUGUUUCCAAAGUGGUUGAAUCCAUAUGGGCUGAACAGUGAGGCAAACCCUCAGCUCAUUAGCCAUGUAGGCAGAUCUUCAGUGUUAAGUUUUUACUCAGCAAGGCAUUUUUUGAGUUUGUGAUGGCUGGUGAUGGGAGAAAAUGUAUGCUCUCUUGAGGAGAGGGGGCUUCCUGCCAGUAAGGCAGUGUGCAUGCAGUUGGUGGGAGGUCUGAGGAAGUCUCUCAGACUAACUUGUGGCUCUGUUGUACAGCUGAGUGUAUUUUCUGUCUCUGCUAUAAAGCAUGCAUUCAUGAAUACGAUUGACAAAAGGAGCUGAUAAAAGUUGGGUUCUGUUAUGGUAUCAUCUUACUCCACAACAAAUGUGAUAAUACCGACAGCAGGCUGGAGCUAUUGCAGGGCCUUAUCUGCAAGGAGAUGUACAGAGAACUUGACCUUCAUGAGUAAUUCGGUGAGCCUUUUGCCCUCUCCCUUUCCUCUCAACCCAUGGAUACUGUACACAGAACGUUAUGAAUACCUAUUUGUUAAGGUCGUAACUAUUAUAAUGUAUCAUAGAUUCAGCAUGGUUGCCUCUGUGUGUGUUAAACUGAAACACAAACACAGAAGUAAGUGCAUGUUAUUUAGAGCUAAUGUGAGUUCUUGGUUCUCUUCAUCUAAUUUCAGCCUAAUUUUGCAAAGACUGUGCAAAUGAAGUUGUUUUCAUUGAACAUUGAUUGGGAAGAGGAGUCACAUCUGCAAAAGAAUAAGUUUAUUUCUGGAACCAAAAUGCAUAUUUGUGACUUUAUUUUGUAUUGAAAACUAUUGUGUAUUUCUGAAAGACAUAAUUAUUUUUUACCUGACUAGGUAUCUUGGAAACAUUCCUCUUUUGAUUUUGAAUCUCUGCAGAGUAAUGUAAAUCUUAAGUGUCUGUUUGCAAUGGACAUUCUUGGUACAACUGUGUUUUGCUGGUUAAUAGUCAGACCAAAGAUUAAACCAAAGUGUUCAGCUGCUAUUGUUUUUUAAAGAAAAAAAAAAAGAAGAAAAAAGUGUUUCUAGGCUCAAAGUGUCAGCCCAUUUUAAUGAAACGUUUAUAAAUUCAUUUCCUAUUUAACAUCAAAAUACUUUUGCACUUUUAUUGUUUCCAUAAAACGUGGGUGGUCUUGUUUUGAUCUUUCACUGUAGUAAUAAACAGCUGUUCUAAA
Melopsittacus undulatus (budgerigar) is the source of this 5335-nucleotide messenger RNA. RefSeq names its product ITPRIP like 2 (gene ITPRIPL2). The coding region runs from base 1 to 1644 and encodes 547 amino acids. NCBI's taxonomy places the organism in Eukaryota, Metazoa, Chordata, Aves, Psittaciformes, Psittaculidae. The transcript is spliced from 2 exons. The record is from RefSeq and is a predicted model, not a curated record.